AUGUUCCCAAGCAAAGCCUUGUGGGACGUCGUAUCCCAGCCCUUCAAGCGCUCUCAAAAUGGUCUUUUCCAUGGGAAGAUGAAACAAUACGGAAACAACGUCCCUUUCUCGAAACACAAAACGCGUCGUUCAUGGCUGCCUAACGUUCAGCAAAAGCGCAUAUAUUCGGAGAUACUGGGAGAGAAUGUUCGUAUGAAGUUGACGACGAGAGCGCUCAAGACGAUAAAGACGAAAGGCGGCUUGGAUAAAUACCUCAACACAACCCCGGCCGACACGUUGGGACAUAUGGGCAUGAAACUGCGCCUCAAAGUUCGUGCAAAACGUCUAGAAGACAAAGGACGUCCAGAACCUCGCUUUGAACUCCUCACUCCUGCCGAAGAAGAGGCUAGAAAACCUUUGGUGGUCCGACUACCCCCAAAGUUGAACCCUGCUCUCGAAAAAGCACGAAUGGCCAGAGAGUUAGCUGGCCAGAGCUUAGGCAAAGAUGGUCCUGCCACUGCUAGGGAAACUAUCAAAUAUCUUAUCCAAGUCUCUGAAAAGAGGAGGGCGGCCAUGAUGGCCGCUUAA
This is a messenger RNA of Psilocybe cubensis, 567 nucleotides long. RefSeq lists its product as uncharacterized. The coding region runs from base 1 to 567 and encodes 188 amino acids. The transcript is spliced from 3 exons. Gene Ontology annotation, cellular component: mitochondrial large ribosomal subunit. Lineage: Eukaryota; Fungi; Basidiomycota; Agaricomycetes; Agaricales; Agrocybaceae. Gene Ontology annotation, molecular function: structural constituent of ribosome. The record is from RefSeq and is a predicted model, not a curated record.